AUGAUUAACAAGGAAACAAAUGUAUCAAAAACAACAGCUCAAUUGUCGAGCACAGCUCGGCAAUCCACAAUACUUCCUCGAGCAAAUCGAUCAACAUCUGGUUCCCCUCGACCUGCACCACCAAAAAGAAAGCUUCACUCAAAGACCGCUCCGCCACAAACGAAAAAACCAAGCCAAAAGCUCAUUUCUCGGUCAUCCUCGAGUAGAAGCUCCUCCCAACCUUCGCAGAGUGUACUUGCGCUUAAAACUAUUCCACCACCAAAUAAAUCAACUGCACCGGCAUAUGCACCCGAAAAGAAGCCAACAUUUACUCAGAGUCAAUUAGCACUUGCACUUACCAUUUCAAAGUCUCGUCCAGAACAACUUUCUACGUCAGAUUACUGUCAACAACUUCGCAAACGUAUCAAAACCGGUAAUAAUGUUCAAGAAGAUGAGCAUCGUUAUGUUGAUAGUACAAGCUUCUGGAAGGACCAAUAUCAACACAUCCACCAGGAGAAGGAAUUCCUCGAGGACAAACUCAAUCGGUUGCAGGAAGCGAAUCGCUUGCUUGAAGAUUCUGCUCAUCAGAGCGAGUCUUCCAGCCAGCACAUUUCUACGGUGGAGCAACUAAUAGAAAAUGCUAUUCGUAGUGGCGCCGAGAAAAGAAAACCACCUUACGAUGAAGGUCCUUUACCGCUCGACUUGAGUAUCACGGAAUCUGCCACAGACAAUCAUCUCCUCCGCAUGAGUAGCUGUGUGUUUCGAAUCAAUCGUCAACGUGGAAAUCUUGAAAAGAUUACUGCCCUCGUAGGAAACGACCUUGACUAUCUGGUUGAUACAAUAGAUCAUGCCAAUAAGCUACUGGCACUUCUCGAAACCCAUUUACUUGAUUGUUGUACGCCUCUUCGGCUCGUUUCAUCAGCUAAUGUCAAUCCCCGGAUACUGAGAGUUUUUGAACACUUUAUGCACCAACUCAGUCUGGGUUACCAGCUAUGUUUCGAUUCAUUGAAUGAGAUUUGCAGAACCAUGCUUGGAAGGACAAAGAAGAAUGAUAUAAUAUACAGAAUGACGAGAUAUAUCCAAAAAGCAAUUGCAUUCUUACAUGACAUAAGCCUGGCACAGGAAUACAAGGAGAGUAAAGCGCCGAGGAGACAAGGAUCGAAUGGGCAUGAUGGCAUAGAAUAUAUUGUCAACAAGCAUCUCGCCAUCUCAAUUACAUCAAUGCUAGCAGGGUUGGAAUGGGAGGCAGGCAAACCUGGUCAUAGCGAGCUUCUUGAGGGGAUCCUAUACACCAUUCUGCAGCACACCGGAAAACUCGUUUCUGUUGCCGUCUUCAACGAGCAUGUGGCAUCAUCCAAAAACGAAGGAAAAGUAACAGAAAAUACACAAAGCGGGGAAGUUUGUACUGCAAAGUUCGAAUCUCGGUACAUUAUCCAAAUACUGUACACAGCCAUUGGCGGAGCGACUAAAACGGAAUUGAUCUCCCAAGUUCUAGCAGCGGGACGAUCGAAUAUGAGCAAGGAUGGAAAAGGCGAUCUAAUUUCCAAAGCGAGAAAGCUUCUUCAAAGUACACUCAUCAACAAUUCAACUGGUGGAGUGAGCUUAGAAACUCUGCGACUGCCCCCACCGCCGUCAGAGGAUACUGCUAUUCCUGAUGAUGUUCAUCAUUCUGUGGAAAGGUAUAGUUCAGAGUGGUUGGUAGAAAUGGCGUGGGCGCUUGUGGGAUGGGAUAUGGUUAUCUGA
Messenger RNA from Glarea lozoyensis ATCC 20868, 1722 nucleotides. RefSeq lists its product as uncharacterized. The record is from RefSeq and is a predicted model, not a curated record. NCBI's taxonomy places the organism in Eukaryota, Fungi, Ascomycota, Leotiomycetes, Helotiales, Helotiaceae. The coding region runs from base 1 to 1722 and encodes 573 amino acids. The transcript is spliced from 3 exons.